ACGUCACCGCCUUCCCGAUUCAUUGUCGACAUGGCGCAGGCGGAGGGGCAGCGCGUAGUUAACGAAGAGUAAACCUUGUGAAAUUCAGUUUUACAGCAAGGACGACGGAGAAAGUUGAAGUCUAGCAGGAGAAUUUCAUUUUUAUAAGGGUUUAAACUUCAGUCCGGCUUUUGGCUUAACUAAAAAGACUGAAGAUGAUGUCCGAUGCCAGUGAUAUGUUGGCAGCUGCUUUGGAGCAAAUGGAUGGCAUCAUAGCAGGCUCCAAAUCACUUGACUAUUCCAAUGGGAUGUUUGACUGCCAGUCUCCAACCUCACCGUUCAUGGGAAGCCUGCGGGCACUGCACCUGAUCGAAGAUCUGAGGGGGGUUUUGGAGCUCAUGGACACAGAGGAGAGAGAGGGACUCCGCUGCCAGAUACCCGACUCGACAGCACACAGUCUGGUGGAGUGGCUACAGGGACACCUAUCAAAUGGGCACAUUUCAGUGACUGGUGAUAUUUACCAAGACAGACUUAAUCGGCUUGAAACUGACAAGGAAUCCCUUGUGCUUCAGGUGAGUGUCUUGACAGACCAAGUGGAAGUCCAAGGAGAAAAAAUAAGAGACCUAGACUUGUGCCUCGAGGAACACCGUGAAAAACUGAAUUCCACUGAGGAAAUGCUACAACAGGAGCUUAUCUGUAGGUCAGCGCUUGAGACCCAGAAGCUAGAUCUAAUGGCUGAGAUUUCCAAUUUGAAGCUAAAGCUGACUGCCAUGGAGAAGGAGAGAAUAGACUUUGAUGGAAGAUUCAGAGAUAGUGAGGGUUUGAGCCUAGAGAUAAAUGAGCUGAGGUAUCGCAUUUCUGAGAUGGAGACCGAACGGAUGCAGUAUGAGAAGAAACUGAAGUCUACCAAGGAGGAGUUGGCUAUAUUAAGAAGGCAGUUAGAUGGUAAAGAUGGAGAACUAAGGAGGCUACAGGAUGAGACAGGGUCCAGAUCGCCCACACCCGCAUGCUUAGAGACCACUGAGAGAGAGGAUACUUUUAAGCAGAGGCUCAAAGAGAAACAUUUGGAAGUGCAAAGAAUGAAGAAAGCAGUUGAGUCACUUAUGGCAGCCAAUGAAGAAAAGGAUCGCAAGAUUGAGGAGCUUCGGCAGUCGCUUACACGUUACAAGAAGGUGCAAGACAUGGUCAUGUCAGUGCAAGGGAGAAAAGAUAAAUCGAAAGAAGAAGAAAGCGAUGAGAGCCACAGCGACAGCUCUCUCUCCAUGUCAGCUGCAAUGUCGGUUUCCAUGGAUGCCGAGAAGUCCAUCCUGUCAUGUGCUGAGGAAGUAAAGAGUCAAGAUGAGCCAACAACGUUUGUCAGCACGCUGCAUGUCUCUUCACUCGCAUCCACACCACAACCCAGACUAGAGACUGAUAUAGACCUGGAGCCAGUGGAGUCACAGAGUGAUGCAGUGCAUCAGGAGCCAAGUCAGUCACAGGAGCCUGCCAUAAAUACCAGUCUGGAAGGGGUGGAGGUCCCCAAAUCUAGCAGCCUGAGCAAACUGGAUGGCAACACUAGUGAAAAGAGGCCUUUGGCAGUUGGAAAGAGUCCAGCAGAGAGUCGUGCUUUUGAGGAGUUCAACAAGAUUACGACCUUACCACCGAAGUCCACCAGUAGUGCCCGUGCGGUUGAAGAUGACGCUUUUGGUACAAAGAAGGCGAGAUCCUCAUUUGGACGAGGUUUCUUUAAGCUCAGAGGAGGCAAGAGAACAGCCAGUGCUCCAAAUCUUGCUGAGACGGAGCGUGACGGCAUGGACCAUCUGGAUCUUGCAGGGAUGCCGCAGAAGUCAAGCAACAGUGACAGCACACACACUCUCUCCAGCUGCCUAGAGGGCAAGAAGAAGUCUAAGGGAAUCAAAGCAUUCAUAGGAAAGCUUACAAGAAGUCAGUCAACCACAUUCACCUUGGAUGACAACUUAUCAGAAAAUGAGUUCAAGCGGGGAGGAGUCCGAGCCACAGCCGGGCCCAGACUGGGGUGGUCACGUGACCUGCACAGCACUAACAGUGAGGUGGAUGCUCCAUUUGCGCGUUGGUCCCGGGAGCAGGUGUGCGAUUGGAUGCAGGAGCAGGGACUGGGCCUGUACGUGAACCUGGCCAGACAGUGGAUUUCCUCAGGACAAACUCUCCUGCAGGCUUCUCCACAGAAUUUAGAAAAGGAGCUGGGUAUCAAGCAUCCUCUCCACAGGAAGAAACUGCAACUGGCCCUACAAGCACUGGGCUCUGAGGAGGAUGACAACAAGGGCAAACUAGACUACCAAUGGGUAACAAGAUGGCUUGAUGAUAUUGGACUUCCUCAGUACAAAACUCAGUUUGAUGAGGCAAAAGUGGAUGGGCGAAUGCUUCACUACAUGACCGUGGAUGACCUGCUGUCUCUGAAAGUGGGCAGUGUGCUGCAUCACCUCAGCAUUAAGCGAGCAAUCCAAGUUCUCCGCCUCAACAAUUACGAGCCCAACUGUCUGCGCCGUAGACCCUCAGAUGAGAACAACAUCACUCCAGCUGAAAUCUCUCAGUGGACCAAUCACCGUGUGAUGGAGUGGCUGCGUUCUGUAGAUCUGGCCGAAUACGCACCCAAUCUAAGGGGCAGCGGCGUCCAUGGAGGACUGAUGGUUCUAGAGCCUCGCUUUAACGUGGAGACAAUGGCGCUGCUUCUGAACAUUCCUCCCAACAAGACCUUGCUCCGAAGGCACCUGGCUACUCAUUUUAACCUGCUGGUGGGCUCAGAGGCCCAGCAGACGAAGCAGGAGUGUAUGGAGAAUCCUGACUACGCUUUACUCACUGCAACCGCUAAGGUCAAGCCACGAAAACUGGCAUUUGGGAGCUUUGGGACUUUGAAGAAGAAGAGGCAGGAGGAUAACGAGGAGUAUGUGUGUCCCAUGGACAUCGAGAUGCCAAAAGGACACAGUUUCCAGAAGGGAUUUAGAGGCAUGGAGCUGCACAUUUAUGAGGACGACCUAGACCGACUAGAACAGAUGGAGGACUCAGAGGGAACUGUGCGACAAAUUGGGGCUUUCUCAGAGGGCAUCAACAAUUUGACGAGUAUGCUGAAAGAUGACGAAUUUUUUAAGGAGAUUGUAACAUCGUCGCCCAACCCCAGCGUGACUGAUGAUGACUCCAAUGUUUGAGGACAUUGUUUGGGCACAACUGCCCAUAGUGGUGCUGCUGUGAUCAGAACUGACUGUGCCAACCUCUCUGCACAUAUCUCUCUCUCGCUCUCUCUCAAAAUCCGUCAGUGCUAGCUAUACCUUAUGAGUGUAUUCACCUUCUGUAAACUCCUAUAAAAGAACCAUGAUACAGUAUUUGCCAUAGUAUACAGUACAGAGUAGGUGUCAUUCUUUAAGCUAAAAUAUGGGUCACGGUUGUGAAUACAGUAUGUCUCCCUGGAACAGAUGUAUGAGUAUAUUGAAUAGUCAGUCUCGUCUUUGCUUGAAAUUGUAUGAUUACAAUGUGUUGUGCUUCAGCGACAUAUUUUAAGGAGAGUUUUUAAGGGGAAGAAUGGCAGCCCUACUGUAGUUUGCCUCCCAACUAGGGACUGGAGAUUUUAUGUAGUUUUUUUUUUUUUUCCUGCUGGCCUUCCACACCCAUCUGUUGUGUCCAUUAUGGCAAACCGAGCACAAUGACACUUUUAGCCUCUGAAUAAUAGAAUUUAUUUUAAGAAAUUAGAUUUUUAAAAAAGUAUAGUUUAAAAAAAAAACAACUUCCUGUUAAACACUCCUAGUAAGUAUUACGAAAUUCCACUAUGGUCACAUGAUGUCUGCCAUAUGUACAUUUUUCUUAAAAACUUUUCACAGUAUUUCAUAGAUCAAUACAAGGUUUAUUUGACCCUGAAUGUUGUGUAUGCUCAUAUGCUCAUUGAUGUCUGUGUUUGCUUUCAAUAUCGUUAACAUUAUGAAAACUCAGUACAUACCUUGUGAUGGAAUGGCAACCCAUACAGGUUGUAUUCCUACCUUGUGUCCAGUGUUCCUGAGAAAUACACCAUGUAAACCAUGACCCUCACCAGAAUAAUGACAUUACUGAAGAUGAAAUGUAAUGAAAACUUGCCCUGUUUGUACAGUUGCAUGUUAUUUAAGCUUUUCUCAUUUUUUUUAUAUUGUGCAUCUAUUAACAUAUCAAAAUUGUUCUUAUUACUCAUCAAAGGAUUUUUUUUUUGCCAGCCAUACUUGUGUAUUGUGUUAUUAUUCUUAUUAUGCUCAUUUGUAAAAGGCCAAUUAAUUAAACUACAGCACACUUAUUUA
Molecule: messenger RNA, 4250 nt
Organism: Ictalurus furcatus (blue catfish)
Lineage: Eukaryota; Metazoa; Chordata; Actinopteri; Siluriformes; Ictaluridae
Gene: ppfibp1b
Product: PPFIA binding protein 1b
Exons: 28
Coding region: 195-3140 (981 amino acids)
Biological process (GO): neuromuscular junction development
Cellular component (GO): presynaptic active zone
Molecular function (GO): protein binding
Source: RefSeq, a predicted model, not a curated record